AUGCAAUUAGAAGUGAUUUUGAGCACAGGAGAUCGAAUGUUGCCUUCGCGGACUCUUGAUGAAUUUGAUGUUCAGGUUGAUAGUCUCCAGUGCAACAGCAUGAAGUUCUGCCGAGAGAGAAUUGGCAGCGCUCCGUGCUCAGGCUUCGGACUCAGCUCAGUUGGUAGCGGCACCAACAAAGUAAACGCUCUCGCUCAAUGUCGAGGCGACUUGAACAGCACGGAGUGCAGCACGUGCAUCACCACAGCACUCGCCCGUGUCCAAAACUACUGUCCAUUCAAGAAAAACGCCACCAUCUGGCACGGCAAAUGCUUCCUUCGUUACUCAGAAAGUGAUUUCUUUGGCGAAAUCGACGAGGAAGUAAAGUUUAAGAUUUGGAGUAUAAUUCAGAAUGAAACCUUGCCAUCAGAGUUCAGCAUGCAGGUUGUGGAGAUGAUGAGCUCUUUGAGGGAGACGGUUCGUGUACCGUUGUUCUUUGCUUCGAAAGUCAUGGAGGUUGUGUUGCCAGAGAAGAAGCUGUACGGAUUGGCUCAGUGUAAUAGAGAUCUUUCGAGUGAGGAUUGCGACGAUUGCUUGGGGAUUCUCAUUGCCGCGCUGCCUAAUGCGACGAGAGGAGCGUCAGUUGAGAACUGGACUUGUAACGUAAGAUACGAAUUGUACCCUUUCUUUAGGGUAUAGAAUAUGAUUUCGGAUGCAGAUGGACAGGCCGAUAAAUAAAGCUGUUGUUGACUGUAGAAACAACAGGUGAUC
Asparagus officinalis (garden asparagus) is the source of this 750-nucleotide messenger RNA. Its product is annotated as cysteine-rich repeat secretory protein 38-like. The record is from RefSeq and is a predicted model, not a curated record. The transcript has 2 exons. Lineage: Eukaryota; Viridiplantae; Streptophyta; Magnoliopsida; Asparagales; Asparagaceae. Bases 1 to 678 code for a protein of 225 amino acids.